UUUAUCGUCCUAGUCUUGGAAUUGUCUACUCCAGUACAUGAAGAGCUUCCUUUCUUCUGUGGCUGUAGCGUAGAGUGCUAAGUGUAGGACGUCCACCAGGCCGUCCUGAGCGCCUUCCCCAUUUGUAAGGAGGGCCGACACCCAGGCCUCAGGGCCGAGAGGGCUCCGAGAACUGGCAGCUGACCUGAAACAGCGAGCACUGCGGUGGGCUCGGCAGAGUCACCGAGUAAGCGCUAGUGUGAGUGAGGCUGAGGUCUGCUCAGACAUGAUGAAAUCACGCGUUCCCGGUGGUGAUGUCCAUGUGACAGCGCAGGGAGGAGCCUGCUGUCCCACGAGGUAGAGAUGGAGGCUCGGGGAGCAGUACUACAAGGACGCCAUGGAGCAGUGCCACAGUUACAACGCCCGCCUCUGUGCCGAGCGCAGCGUGCGCCUGCCCUUCCUGGACUCGCAGACCGGAGUCGCCCAGAGCAACUGUUACAUCUGGAUGGAAAAGCGGCACCGGGGUCCAGGACUGGCCUCUGGUCAGCUGUACUCAUACCCUGCCCGGCGCUGGCGGAAAAAGCGGCGAGCCCACCCCCCUGAGGAUCCACGACUUUCCUUCCCAUCCAUUAAGCCAGACACGGAGCAGACCCUGAAGAAGGAGGGGCUGAUCUCCCAGGACGGCAGCAGUUUGGAGGCUCUGCUGCGCACUGACCCUCUGGAGAAGCGAGGCGCCCCGGAUCCCCGCGUCGACGACGACAGUCUGGGCGAGUUCCCCGUGACCAACAGUCGUGCCCGGAAGCGGAUCCUAGAACCAGAUGACUUCCUGGAUGACCUUGAUGACGAGGACUAUGAAGAAGAUACUCCAAAGCGUCGUGGCAAAGGGAAAUCCAAGAGCAAGGGUGUGGGCAGUGCCCGUAAGAAGCUGGAUGCAUCCAUCCUGGAGGAUCGGGACAAGCCCUAUGCCUGUGACAAUAGUUUCAAACAAAAGCAUACCUCGAAAGCGCCCCAGAGAGUUUGUGGGAAACGUUACAAGAACAGACCCGGCCUCAGUUACCACUACGCCCACUCCCACUUGGCUGAGGAGGAGGGCGAGGACAAGGAGGACUCGCAGCCACCCACCCCUGUUUCCCAGAGGUCCGAGGAGCAGAAGUCAAAGAAGGGUCCGGACGGCCUGGCCCUGCCCAACAACUACUGUGACUUCUGCCUGGGAGACUCCAAGAUCAACAAGAAGACGGGGCAGCCCGAAGAGCUGGUGUCCUGUUCCGACUGUGGCCGCUCAGGGCAUCCGUCUUGCCUCCAGUUCACCCCCGUGAUGAUGGCGGCGGUGAAGACCUACCGCUGGCAGUGCAUCGAGUGCAAGUGCUGCAACAUCUGUGGCACCUCCGAGAACGACGACCAGCUGCUCUUCUGUGACGACUGUGACCGCGGCUACCACAUGUACUGUCUCACCCCCUCCAUGUCGGAGCCUCCGGAAGGGAGCUGGAGCUGCCACCUGUGUCUGGACCUGUUGAAGGAGAAGGCGUCCAUCUACCAGAACCAGAACUCCUCCUGAUGCAGCCGCCCCCAGGUCCCCACGCGUCUGAGGCUGCUCUGUCCUCCACCUGUGUUCACACCCACCUUUUCCUUCCUCACAAGUCCAGGGAACCUCAGGGCGGUCAUGCCAACCUGCCUUUGGCAGCAGCUCUGCCCGCCGUGGGCCCGCAGGCGCACGCGUGGGCCGGCUUCUCUCUGCUCUCAUGAAGUGCAUUUACUCUGCUCGCCUCGGGCCCGGGCCUGCUCAUCACAGGGAGGAGUGGGAGACCUGCUCCCUUGUCUGCUCAGCUCCACGCCGGUCUCCAGGGUUGCCCCUCCCCAGAGGGGCCGGGCCGGGCUGGAGCGGCAGGAGCAGCUGGGGGCUGCAGGCUGAGGCUCCACUGCUCCCGGGAGCCCGGGCCGGGUGGGUGCCGCCUAGCACAGCCUCCCCCUCCCCCCACGGCGCGCAGCUCCCUUAAGGGCGCUCAGCCGCCUGGGCCUGCCCGGCCCCCUCAUCCCAUCGUCCCCGCGCCCCCACGGGAGGUCUCUGGAGGAAUGUCCCGUCUCUGCCUCCCCUUCUUGCCCUUUGGUUUUGUGGGGGAGGGGAUGUGCGGCGUAGGGGCCACGGGGAAGCGUUGGAUAAUGUGCCUGUUUUUUAACUCGAAGAAAAAGCCUACCUCCAGAAUCCCUGUGUGUUCUCCCUGGACCUGGGCAUUCCGCCUCCUGCCCUUGACCGAGGAGGAAGCUGCCUCCGGCCACGGGCAGCCGCGCAGCGCCCCCUCCCUGCACGCUCGCUCGCAGCUGCUAAGGCCUCACCCCCGGUUCCUCAGUUCUCCGCUUAGUGGCACUGACGUGAAGCAGUGGGGUGGCCUGGCGUGGCCUUCCCCGUGGCCGCGGCCGCGCCCUGACUCCCUGUCGCUUUGGAGUUGAGGUGUCAGCUUUUUUCCUUUCCUUUCAGUUCCUGUACUCUGAAUAUUAGUAACAAUAAACGUUUUUACUCAGA
Messenger RNA from Oryctolagus cuniculus (rabbit), 2497 nucleotides. It is a transcript of the gene DPF2, whose product is annotated as double PHD fingers 2. Gene Ontology annotation, biological process: nervous system development. Lineage: Eukaryota; Metazoa; Chordata; Mammalia; Lagomorpha; Leporidae. Gene Ontology annotation, cellular component: nBAF complex. The record is from RefSeq and is a predicted model, not a curated record.